AUGUCUGACCCCACCAAACCCCAAGGCAACGCCCAUCUCGCCUCAGCCCGCGCAGCCACCGAUCCGGACUUCCGCCGCGUGCUCGAAAUGGUCAUGGAAGGGCGCGCUCCAAACGAGGACUACAUCGACUGGUUCUGGGAACAGAUGGCGCUCCUGCAGCACCAGGAGGUUGAUCGCUGUCUCGUGGCGUAUAGAGCUCAGAAGCAUGAAGAGGAUGGGAGGGCGGAGAAGGGGCAGAGAGGCAGUGCGGAGAGGGAAGAGACGGCGAAAGGAGCGGGGAAAGGGAGGAGAUAUGGGGGCUUGGGAGAGGGCUUUGAGGGGCGGAAGGUUGGUGGUGGUGGUGGUGGUGAGAGGAGUGAGGUAGGGGAGGGGGAGCAGGGUGAUGAUGAUGAGGGAGGCGAGCACUUGGGCGCAGAACGCUCAGUCGAGGAGGUUGAAUGA
This is a messenger RNA of Cyphellophora europaea CBS 101466, 441 nucleotides long. RefSeq lists its product as uncharacterized. Lineage: Eukaryota; Fungi; Ascomycota; Eurotiomycetes; Chaetothyriales; Cyphellophoraceae. The transcript has a single exon. The record is from RefSeq and is a predicted model, not a curated record. Bases 1 to 441 code for a protein of 146 amino acids.